AUGAAUAUAAAAAUUAAAUCAUUAGCUAAUGAAUUGUCCGAAAUUAAAAAAAAUUUUGAAAUAGAACGAGAAAAAAUAAAAACAUGUUAUGAGAAGCAAAUUAGAACAAUUCAGCAGCAAGGAUGGGUAAUGUUACAACAACAGAUUCAAGCACAAAAUCAAUAUCUUUCAUUAAUGUCAACUAUGAUGAAAGACAAUUUAUCAGCUAUAGGUGAAUUUGCAACAACAAUAACAUCAUUAAGUGAAAUAAUCAAAUCAAAAUAUACAGAUGAAUCUGAUCGAAAUAAGAUCGAAAUGAUGAAAACAAUGAUUAAUUCAUCUUUACAACAUAUCAAGAAUUUAAAUGAUUCGUUUAUAAAACAAGAAACAAAUUUAAAUUCUAUUAUGAAUAAACAAUCACAGAUAUUUGAAACGACAUUAGAUUGUUUUUUACCAACAAAUAAUGGAUAA
Messenger RNA from Rotaria sp. Silwood2, 450 nucleotides. The record is from the annotation of a GenBank genome assembly. Lineage: Eukaryota; Metazoa; Rotifera; Eurotatoria; Philodinida; Philodinidae.